GGGCCUCCUCAGUGAGUUAACGUGCGUAUUUCACGAGUCUUGGUUCGAGGGUAGAUGUGAAAUAUUAAAUAAACGUUCGCUUUCAAGCUAGAAUCAAGCAUAUGUGUAAUAUUUUGUUAUGCACACCGAUAAAUGUUGACGUGCGCACGGCUAUUUUGCUAGGCAGGUGCACAUAUUGUUCUGCUUUAUUUAACUUUCUGCUUUUGCGGCAGGCAAAAAUGUUGGUCUAGCAACAUUGGCGACAACCUUCUGACCAUUUCUGACCACGCUAACCACGCUUCUCACUGCUUCUGACCACGCUUCUGACGAAUGCGUAAUUGUUCUGACAAGUUUUGAUAGCCGCGUACGCCAGAAACAUGCCCGGGAAGCUGUUUUACUGCGACGACGAAAAGGACCUCGUAACAGAGCUUGUACGAAAGUACAAGUGUUCAAUCGAGAACAAGAAAUCCGAUACCGUGUCGCUGACGAGAAAGUUGAAGGCAUGGGAAGCUUUGACUGCCGAGUUCAACAGCGCUGAAAAUGUGCGGCCGCGCACUGUCGCACAACUACGGAAGCUAUGGGACAACAUGAAGCAGCGAUGGAAAAAAGAAAAAGCAAAGCAAAUAAGGGAUGCCAUGGCUACAGGAGGUGGGCCGCCGCCGGAACCGAUGGAUGAUCGGCUGUUGCAGAUCGAGGCUGCAGUUCCCCAUCUAUCGGAACGGGUAAACAACCCCUACUAUAGCGACCGACCACCAUCAACGCAACCGGGCGAUCGCGUGGCCGAUAUAAUCGCCAGAAUGACCCAGAGCAACGCGGAGGACAGUGACGACGGUCAGUGACGACCGGCCUCUAUACGCAAUAUUACAGUGUGUGUUUCUGUGACAAUGCUAGGUUUGAUAAAUCGUUGUGCAUAGCUCACCGGUGUAUACGGUGUGUCGAGACAGCUACAACGCACCUGCACGUAAUGCCGCCGAAGCGUGCAUUCAAUGCUGUUUAACUUCUACUUAUUCAACGACCAGUUAUUUCAUGCAAAUGGUAAAGCCUCGCUUUCACUGAUUCCCACAGUGUGUGGGAUCUGUU
This is a messenger RNA of Dermacentor silvarum, 1059 nucleotides long. Its product is annotated as myb/SANT-like DNA-binding domain-containing protein 3. The coding region runs from base 357 to 818 and encodes 153 amino acids. The record is from RefSeq and is a predicted model, not a curated record. The transcript is spliced from 2 exons. Lineage: Eukaryota; Metazoa; Arthropoda; Arachnida; Ixodida; Ixodidae.